AUGCCAAGGUUGGUGUUUUGCUGCCCCGCACUGCCUGUUGUGCUUAGCGUUGGCCGUAUCUCCAAUACCCUUGGCAUCCCUUACGCUUUCUGUAAGGGCCGCCGCAUUACACCAAGCUACUCGUGUGGAAGGGGUCUUGGCACUCAUGUGGACAUGCCUGCAGAGCAGGGCAGGGCGGCACAGACAGCCGUUGAGACCUUGAGAUAUGCAGUUGUUAAGCUGAAUUUGGAGCGCAAGAAGAAGCGCUUGGCAGAGAAGAAGCGAAAGCGUGCACUUCAUGAUUUGAAGCGUUUCCCACGCAUUUUUCUCAUGUGCGAUUCUGCGAGUGCUGCGUGGCUUUUGCGGCAGACCAUCUUGGUGGUCGAUGAGCCCCCCAUGGGCAGCGACGACAAUCCGCUCGCCUGCGCCAUGAUGCAAGCCAUGAUGACGCCCAUGUACAAAACUAUUUUGAUGUCUGCCACCUUGCCAAGACCUGCCGCCCUCCCCACGCUGGUCAAAUCUUUCAUGGAACGCUUCAAGAUCCCAGAGUCCAAAAGGGACCUGCACGUGAGGGAGUGCAUGAGCACGCAGCUGGACCGUGGUGCAGUCCUUUGCGGCCCCAGUGGUGCUGUGGCUUUUCCGCAUCAGAAUGUGCAGAGUGCUGAAGAGCUGAAGAAGCUUUGCGUGAGGCAAUGA
This is a messenger RNA of Durusdinium trenchii, 675 nucleotides long. Lineage: Eukaryota; Dinophyceae; Suessiales; Symbiodiniaceae. The record is from the annotation of a GenBank genome assembly.